Messenger RNA from Populus trichocarpa (black cottonwood), 1067 nucleotides. Its product is annotated as vacuolar protein sorting-associated protein 20 homolog 2. The coding region runs from base 128 to 796 and encodes 222 amino acids. Gene Ontology annotation, biological process: late endosome to vacuole transport via multivesicular body sorting pathway; vesicle budding from membrane. Lineage: Eukaryota; Viridiplantae; Streptophyta; Magnoliopsida; Malpighiales; Salicaceae. The transcript is spliced from 6 exons. The record is from RefSeq and is a predicted model, not a curated record. Gene Ontology annotation, cellular component: ESCRT III complex; multivesicular body.
UUGUUGGACUCUUUAACUGAAACAGGACUUUUGGGCAUCAAAAAACAAAUUGCUUCUUCGCAACUUAAACCUUCAAUUAAUUAGCCUGUAAAGGUUGUGCUGAUUAAAUCUCUAAUCAGAUUGAUAAAUGGGAAAUUUAUUUGUGAAGAAACCGAAGAUAACAGAUGUUGAUCGAGCCAUUCUCUCUCUCAAGACUCAAAGACGCAAGCUUGCCCAAUAUCAACAACAGCUUGAAACUGUGAUUGAAGCGGAAAAGCUAGCUGCUAAAGAUUUGAUUCGUGAGAAGAGAAAGGACAGGGCAUUGUUAGCGUUGAAGAAGAAGAAAACACAAGAAGAAUUGCUGAAGCAAGUGGAUACGUGGCUCAUUAAUGUCGAACAACAAUUGGCAGAUAUUGAGCUGGCCAGCAAGCAGAAAGCUGUAUUUGAGAGUUUGAAGUCAGGUACUGAUGCAAUCAAGGCGAUACAAAGUGAGGUCAAUCUGGAUGAUGUUCAGAAGCUAAUGGAUGAUACCGCUGAAGCUAAAGCUUACCAAGAUGAAAUUAAUGCUAUCCUGGGGGAAAAACUAUCAGCAGAAGAUGAAGAGGAGAUUUUAGCUGAAUUUGAGGACUUGGAAACUCAGGUGGCUGUUCAAGACUUGCCAGAAGUGCCCACUAUAGUUGUGUCUGAGGAACAGGAGCAGAAGUUGGACCUUCCUGAUGUACCAACCAAACCACCUGUGCUGGUGGAUGAUGCUGAAAUUUCUUCAGCUGAGGUCCCCACUAAGAGAAAAGUUUUGGAGGAACCAUUGCCAGCAUGAUCAGGGAAAACAUUUACAGCAAUAUUUCAGUCUCAUGGAGCUGCUGGCCAUCCUAUAUGAUUCAUGUCGUGGUGACCUUAAUCUAAGCUUGUACUUUACGAAUUCUUUUCAACCUGAUAAAUACUUGCAAUUGCAAUCAUGUUGGUUUGUUUUUGCUAUUGCAAUCAUCCUCAUAAGACCUGUCCAUAACUGUAAAUUUAUCAUGUGGAUAACAUAUUUGGUAUUUGGAUAAAUUCAGUCUCCUAGAUAAUGAAAUUUCUUUACUCCCUGA